AUGGCUUCAGCAGCUGACCUGAAAACGACAAAGCAGGCUCUGAUUUGGAAGAGACCGGCAUCUCCAACUCCGAAGAAAUUUAAGGCGAUUUCAUCCGCCGGAGUACGAGGCCUCCAUAAUUUGGAAAUCAACGUGCCAAAUGCAGUGCUACUCGGUGAGACCGUAACUCUAGAAUGUAGCUGGCAGCUUGAAGAUGAAGAGGCUCUAUACAGCGUCAAAUGGUAUCGCGGAAGAGAAGAAUUCUAUAGAUAUAUACCAAAAGAAUUACCGCACACCAGAGUAUUUCCUCUACCAGGAAUAGAAGUUGAUAUAUCAAGAUCAGGAGCGCGGCGCGUGGUCCUACAGCAGGCGACACCGGCGAUGGCGGGUCGAUUCCGUUGUGAAGUGUCAGCCGACGCGCCAACAUUCCACACGGAAAUACGCUCGGCACCCCUAGAAGUCGUCGGUAAGAUAUCAAACAAGAACCGACGUAUCCAUAUAAAAAAAAUAUAA
This is a messenger RNA of Bombyx mori (domestic silkworm), 492 nucleotides long. RefSeq lists its product as uncharacterized. The record is from RefSeq and is a predicted model, not a curated record. Lineage: Eukaryota; Metazoa; Arthropoda; Insecta; Lepidoptera; Bombycidae. Bases 1 to 492 code for a protein of 163 amino acids. The transcript is spliced from 3 exons.